This is a messenger RNA of Periophthalmus magnuspinnatus, 2779 nucleotides long. RefSeq names its product zinc finger protein 341 (gene znf341). The record is from RefSeq and is a predicted model, not a curated record. The transcript has 16 exons. The coding region runs from base 21 to 2654 and encodes 877 amino acids. Lineage: Eukaryota; Metazoa; Chordata; Actinopteri; Gobiiformes; Gobiidae.
CUCAGUAGGACAGCUUCAAGAUGGCGCAGGCAAUAUUUGAGGUACUCGAAGGCAUGGAUAACCAGACAGUGUUGGCUGUUCAGUCACUACUCGAUGGUCAAGGCGGAGUACCAGACCCCAACAAUCAAAAUGUCUCUGGGAGCUCCACUAUCCAGCCAAUGGAUGACGAGGAUGUGUUUUUGUGUGGGAAGUGUAAGAAGCAGUUCAACUCACUCCCUGCUUUCAUGACGCACAAGAGGGAGCAGUGCCAGUCCAAUGCCCCAUCCCUGUCCACUGUGUCUCUAGCCUCAACCAAUGUCUACACCCCUGUCCCAUCUAUAAACUCUGUACCACAGGCGUCUACCAACAGACAGGUGUCCACUUACAUCACAGUGCCCCCCUCUCCUCUAACUCACACUCUGGUCCAGGGAAAUGUUCUGGUCAGUGAUGAUGUUCUCAUGUCAGCCAUCUCUGCCUUCACCUCUAUCGAGCAGCCUAUGGCCAGCAUGCAGGCACCAGUACAGAGCAACUUGAGCAUGCAUACUGCCGGAGUGUCGUACCUUCAGCACCACCAUCAUCAUCACCACCACCACCAUCACCAUCCCCAGCAACCCCAGCAACAGCAGCAGCCUCAGCCCUCCCAGCAGCCCCAGCAACCCCAAUUACCCCCAUCCCAGCAGAAUCUGUCCUCUCAGGUCCCAGCCAGCCAUAGCAACUCAGUGGUGCAAGUAUACAGCGCAUUACCACAUAUGAGCACAGGAGCCAGUGCAGAGAUCCACACUCUAGGAGUUCAGCCAUUUCAUCCUGUACAGGUGCCUAGUCAGUGUGUAGGGAGUCAGUCCUUUACCACCCCUCCAGUCUAUAGUCCUGGAAAACAAGGUUCCAAAACCAAAACAUGCAGCAUCACCACUAACAUGAACGAGAUGGGAGAAUUUGAAAAAGUAAUUAUUCCCAAACGCCCAAGAAGCAGCAAGAAAGGCACAGAAGGGGCUACAGAGCAUUUAAAAGGUAAGGGUCCAAAGCUUAAGUGUAAUUUCUGCGACAAAAUAUUCUCCAAAAACUUUGAUCUACAGCAGCACAUACGAAGUCACACCGGAGAAAAACCAUUUCAGUGUAUUGUCUGUGGCCGUGCAUUCGCCCAGAAAUCCAAUGUGAAGAAACAUAUGCAAACUCACAAGGUGUGGCCAAUGGGAGCAGCCAGCACAGUUUCUAGAUCUCCAGUCACAGUCAAAGUGGUGCCAUUGUUAGAUGAUGGCAAUGACGAACAACAGCAGCAGACAGAACAAGAAGGGGAGAAGCCUCAACAGCAGAACAUCCAAUCACAGGCUGAGGAGCAGGAGGCACAGACAGAAGCUGCUAGGGAACUGGAAGAAAGUGUGACAUCGAUGCAAGCAGAUCCAGGAGCAAACCAAGAAGACACAGCUCAGAAUGAACAAUCACAAAUCCAGAACCAAAGCUUGAACACGCAAAACCAACAGAAUCAAACUCAGUCCAAACAGAUGGUGCUGAUAGACAGCUCCUACCAGUGUCAGUUCUGUUCAAACAAGUUCAAAACUUAUUUUCAACUUAAGUCUCAUCUUACCCAACACAAAGGAGAACAGGUUUAUAAAUGUGUGUUAAAGUCCUGCUCACAGACCUUUCAGAAGCUGGACCAGUUUCUGGAGCACAUCCGGACACACCAGGAGCAGCUGACAUAUCGCUGUCACCUCUGUAACAAAGUGUUCCCCUCACUGUUUGAGCUGGGGGUCCACCAGUACUCUCACUGCUUCUGUCCCCAACAGAGCACACGCAAAGAGGCCACUGUCUACAGGUGUCUAAAGUGUCAAAGCAGAUAUUCUACACAAGAAGCCCUAGAACAACAUCUCCUCACUGCGUCACACAGCUUUCCUUGUCCACACUGCCAAAAGGUGUUCCCCUGUGAGAGGUACUUUAGGCGCCACCUCCCCACCCAUGGCAUUGGACGAAGGUUCAAAUGUCAGAUCUGUAAGAAGGCUUUUAAGACAGAGCACUACCUUAAACUGCACUCAAGAAUUCACUCAGGAGAGAAGCCAUACAAGUGUUCAUUAUGUGAUGCCACAUUCAACAGAAAGGACAAAGUCAAGAGACAUAUGCUCAUUCAUGAACCCUUUAAGAAGUACAAGUGUCCUUUUAGAACACAUGUGGGCUGCACAAAAGAGUUCAACAGACCAGACAAACUCAAAGCACACAUUCUGUCUCAUUCAGGUAUCAAGCCAUACAAGUGUAUUUUCUGUCAGAAGGCCUUCAGUCGGAGAGCCCACAUGUUGGAGCAUCAGCAAUCCCACACAGACAACUACCGCUUUAGAUGUUCCUCCUGCAACAAGGGCUUCACCAGACAGAGCUACUACAGGGACCAUAAAUGUCCAGCUCUUGGGAGUGGGCCAGGAACUGAAGAUGAGGCAGGGGAGGCAGACGACGAGAAGAAUGGGGAGGACAACAGUAAUGAUGAAAGACAAUUUACAAACCAUCAAGUGGAGGGGGGUUCAGAUGAUGUGCAAAUAAGUGCACCACAGAAGGAGAAUGAAGAGAGGUCAGAGAGUGAUGAAAACUGUCAAGCCGCCAUGUCCAUUGUGGAACUACAGCAAAGAGAAGAUGGGGAGAUGGAGCAGGGAAACCAAGACCUGGAGCAGAACUGUUUACAGCAGCCAUGUUUGUAGGCCACAGUUUAAAAAGUAUUGGUACUAAUGUAUUUGUUAUUUAUAUGUAUAUGUUGAAUAUAUUAUUUUUAAUAUCCAAUAUAAGCUAUCAGAACAUGCAAAUGUAAAUAAAAGUUUAUUCAAGA